AUCGGAUACUGCGUCGCACAUUCCCUAAGUCUUGCAGCAGAAGCGAAAGUCAUGCGCGUACGUUUCGUGGCUCGGUCUGUCGUAUAAGGUUUGGAAUGUGAGCCGCCGAGAUCCCAAGAGUCUGGGCCGCCCCGGCGUCUCACGCAAUCGCCAAUGUUCCGCCUGAUCACCCAUAACUUCAUGUAGCGAGAAUAUUACCAUUCAUCCACCUCUGGAACCGCUGUCUCUACGGGGCUGUGAAAGAUUAUUGGCUAGCAUCGCUGCAAGCCAGCAACAAACUGAUCUUUACGGCAUUGCAGAGAAGCAGCACCUGGCUUGAAGGCUCCAAGAACCUUACCACUUCUGACGUGCGCACUGCGCCAGGCGAGAAACGACUAGGAGCCAUGGCGACCAUUACGCAGACUGUGACCAGCACGGUCACAAAGACGCUCGCAUCGGCCGCUGCGUCGAGUAGCUUGCGAGCAGCACCUCAAGGUGGCAUUCUCGAAGGUGGCAAUCCAAGCCAAUACAGCUCGAGCAAUCCGAUCAUCUUGUUCAUUAUACAGGCUGGCAUUAUCAUCAUCUUUUGCCGACUUCUUCACUACCCGCUGUCACGGCUCCGCCAGCCUCGUGUCAUUGCUGAAGUCAUCGGUGGCAUACUGCUUGGUCCUUCGGUCAUGGGCCAUGUCCCAGGCUUUACGGCGGCUAUCUUUCCGGCCGCAGCCAUGCCGAACCUCAACCUCGUUGCUAAUCUUGGACUGGUGCUCUUCCUGUUUUUGGUUGGCCUAGAGGUCGACCUGCGGUUCUUUGUCAGCAAUUGGAAGGUCGCCAUCAGUGUUGGGACCGCGGGCAUGGUACUACCAUUCGGUCUAGGUUGCGCAAUCGCUUGGGGCCUCUAUAACGAAUUCAGACACGAACCUGGAACGGUACCCAUCGCCUUCGGAACAUACAUGCUGUUCAUCGGCGUGGCAAUGUCCAUCACGGCUUUCCCAGUCUUGUGUCGCAUCUUGACGGAGCUGAAGCUGCUUUCGACUCCGGUGGGCAUCAUCGUGCUAUCUGCUGGAGUCGGUAACGACGUUGUUGGCUGGAUCCUCCUUGCGCUCUGUGUCGCGCUUGUGAACGCAGGAAGUGGUAUUACGGCACUAUGGGUGCUACUGACUUGCGUAGGGUAUGCACUGUUCUUGGUUUUCGUAGUUCGGCCAGUUUUCUUGAUGAUCUUGCGCCGAUCACGAGCGCUUCAAGAUGGUCCGUCGCAGUCGAUAGUAGCGCUUACACUCAUGAUUGCGCUCACAUCGGCGUUCUUCACUGGUGUCAUUGGCGUUCAUCCCAUCUUCGGCGCAUUCAUGGCAGGUCUAAUCUGCCCUCACGAAGGUGGCUUUGCGAUCAAAGUCACAGAGAAGGUCGAGGAUCUUGUCAGCACGCUCUUUCUGCCGCUGUACUUCGCUCUCUCUGGCUUAUCGACAAAUCUCGGCUUACUCAACACUGGCAUAACCUGGGCUUAUGUUAUCGGCGUCAUUGCUGUCGCCUUCUGCGCCAAGUUCAUUGGCGGGACGCUUGCCGCACGGUUGAACGGCCUGGUUUGGCGGGAGUCUGCUACCAUUGGUGUUCUAAUGUCCUGCAAAGGGUUGGUCGAGCUGAUCGUACUCAAUAUUGGACUGUCAGCGAAGAUUCUCAGCCAACGGACGUUUACAAUCUUUGUCGUCAUGGCGCUUGUCACGACAUUUGCCACUACACCACUCACCGCAGCGCUGUAUCCACCAUGGUACCAGCGAAAGCUGGAGGCGUGGAAGCGUGGUGAGAUCGAUUGGGACACCGGAGCACCGAGCAGUGACGCAACGUUUGAUGCGGACAGCAUAGCCGCCCAGAAACUGGAGUCGGCACGCAUUAAGAGCCUCCUGGUAUACUUGCGACUUGACAACAUGCCGACUUUACUGGCCUUGGUGUCUCUCCUCGGAGGCAAGCCUGACGAUACUGUAGAGCUCAAGCACCCUUCGAAAACGCUAGAACUGACAUUUCUGGCGCAGCAAUCUCCCUCAAAGCAGCGCAAACAGCCAAUCGAAGUACACGGUGUUCGGCUUGUCGAAUUGACAGAGCGUGCCUCGACCGUCAUGAAGGUAUCCGAAGUGGACGAAUACAGCAUCUUCGAUCCCGUCCUUAACGCCUUUCGCGUGCUUGGCCAACUCUACAGCCUGACCGUCUCCGGCGAAGUGUCCGUCGUUCCUGAGAACUUAUACGCUGAAACACUCACUACGAAAGCUGCCGAAGAUGGUUCGGACCUUUUGCUGCUCCCAUGGAGUGAGACAGGAAGUAUAAGCGAGUCAACGACGAUCUCCACAGACAGUCGAAGAGACAGACUAGGUCUGAACGCAUACACGACCUUCAUCACCGAAGCACUGGACAAGGCGCAAUGCAAUACAGCAGUCUUCGUCAACAGGGGUUUCAGCGGCACACUUACGCAGCGUCCGUCCGCACUCCAGCGAUCAAUGAGCGCAUUGAGCAUCCGGAGCCAACGUGGACAUUCCAAGAUGCGACCGAGUGGUGACCGGAGACAUCACAUCUUCAUGCCGUUCUUCGGUGGUGCAGAUGGACGAAUAGCAUUACGGCUCGUUAUGCAGCUAUUGGAAAGCCCUGGAGUUACCGCGACAAUCGUCCACUACACCACCAACGACGAUACAGUCGGAGACAAGGGCGUGGAGCCGGCCGGCGUGCAGUCCGAGGUCAUCGAAACAAAAGCUAGCCUCGCGCGGCAUCAGAUUACACACGAGAGUGACGCGGCCUUCUUCGCGACGAUGCAGAAGUCCCUUCCCUCGGACAUGGACGGUAGAGUGGUCUUUGAGACUGAUUACGGUCCGUCAGCCAUCGGUAAGGCCACAUUGACAGCAGAGGCUGAGGUCGGACACGAUCGUCGGGACGGAGGUGAUAUCGUUGUGCUUGGGCGGGACAACGAAAUAUUCGACGUGGGCCCUAUGAGCUACAACAGAUGUCUCGGUGCUGUCGCGUACAACAUUAUCGGCCGGAAGGCAAUCACGGCGAGCUUGCUCAUUGUCCAGGCGAAAGGCAAUGACGUGGUUUAG
This is a messenger RNA of Baudoinia panamericana UAMH 10762, 3053 nucleotides long. RefSeq lists its product as uncharacterized. The transcript has 3 exons. The record is from RefSeq and is a predicted model, not a curated record. The coding region runs from base 384 to 3053 and encodes 889 amino acids. Gene Ontology annotation, molecular function: antiporter activity. Gene Ontology annotation, cellular component: membrane. NCBI's taxonomy places the organism in Eukaryota, Fungi, Ascomycota, Dothideomycetes, Mycosphaerellales, Teratosphaeriaceae. Gene Ontology annotation, biological process: proton transmembrane transport.